CUAGUAUGCGAUGGCAGCAGCGACAGCGACGCUGGAGGAGGAUCGUGCCCGGCCCCGCGAUAUAGCUAGCAAUAAUAGCGCCCAGCAGCGCACGCUGGCCACGAAGGUGCGUCGAAAAGGACGUGACAGGCGACCACUGCGGCGUCUUCAUCCGCCCAUACCGCUUAGCCAGCUGCUCUGGCUGCUGUGUUGCCUCAGCCAGCUGCGCGCCGAGUGCCCUUCGGUGUGCGAGUGCAAGUGGAAGAGCGGCAAGGAGUCCGUCUUGUGCCUUAACGCCAACCUAACACAUAUCCCUGAGCCGCUCGACGCGGGUACCCAGCUGCUGGACUUAAGUGGCAACGAUAUUCAGACUAUACCCGAUGACAGCUUCGCCUCGGCCCAGCUGCUCAAUCUGCAAAAAGUAUACCUGGCCAGGUGUAGGCUGCGGAUCAUUGAGCGUCAUGCGUUCCGCAAGCUCAUCAAUCUAGUGGAAUUGGACUUGAGCCACAAUCAGCUGUCGGCGAUACCUUCGCUGGCCCUUUAUCACGUGUCAGAGCUGCGCGAGCUACGACUCACUGGCAAUCCCAUAUCGCGUGUGCCGGACGACGCCUUUGGGCAUGUGCCGCAGCUGGUGCGCCUGGAGCUCAGCGACUGCCGCCUCUCCAGCGUGGCGGUGCGCGCCUUUGCCGGCCUCGAGAGCAGCCUGGAGUGGCUCAAGCUGGACGGAAACCGCCUGAGCGAGGUCAGAUCGGGCACAAUUACCUCGCUAGCCUCGCUACAUGGCUUGGAGCUGGCUCGCAAUGCCUGGAACUGCAGCUGUUCACUGCGACCGCUGCGGGCCUGGAUGCUCCAGCAAAAUAUACCCAGUGGCAUACCUCCCACAUGUGAGUCCCCAGCGCGUUUAGCUGGUCGCGCCUGGGACAAGCUGGAUGUGGAUGACUUUGCGUGUGUGCCACAAAUCGUUGCCACAGACACAACCGCCCAUGGCGUGGAGGGACGCAACGUGACGAUGAGCUGCUACGUGGAGGGCGUGCCCCAGCCGGCAGUGCGCUGGCUGCUCAAGAACCGCUUGAUUGCCAAUCUGAGUGCGGCCGGCGCGGGCGAGGAUGCCGAGGAGCCGCGCACAGCAGCCGCUACGCAGGGCCGUAAAACGUAUGUGGUUAACAUGCUGAGGAAUGCCUCCAAUCUGACGAUACUCACCGCGGACAUGCAGGAUGCGGGCAUCUACACCUGCGCCGCAGAGAACAAGGCCGGCAAGGUGGAGGCCAGCGUAACGCUAGCCGUGUCCCGCCGUCCCCCGGAGGCGCCUCUCGGCGUGCGCAUUGUGCUGCUGGGCGUGCUGGCAGCGCUGCUUUUUGUGGUGGGCUCCUCAUUUGCGGCCAUAUGCUUCUGCUCGCUGCGAAGGCGCCGCAAGCUGCGACUGUGGAACUCGGUGCCGCCAGUGCGACGCAGCGAGAGCUACGAGAAGAUUGAGAUGACGGCCAGGGUGCGACCGGAUUUGGGUGGUGGCGCCAGCUGUGGCGGUGGCAGUGCUACUGGCGCGGGCCUCUUUCAGGAUGCCGAGGAACAGAGCUAUCUGCGGGCUGCGCACACGCCACUUAACGACCACGAUGCGGGGCAGGCGGCCAUUGUGAAUCCGAGCGCUGGCAAUGGCACGCGACGCAACGGCGACUACCUGCAUGUGUCCACGCACUGCGACGACGACGAAGAGGACACCCAACAGUCACAGCAGGCACAGCCAUCGCAACCAUCGCAUCAGUCGCAGCCAAGAAAGGGCUCCAUGGCGAGCAAUGCUAUUUCCGCAUCCGCAGCGAAAAAUUCUGUUGCGGUGGCUGAGGAAACGGAUCUGCACAUACCGCGUCUGAUUGACAUCGGCGGCACUGACUCAGCUUCUAGUUCUAUAUCCAGUAAGGUGGAUGCCGCUGCUCGACUCGCUGGCUAUGCAGGACACGCUGCCAGCUGGAAGACAACGCCAAUAGCAACCACGAAGAUCACAUCGCCGCACAGCAAAUCGACGGCAACAACUCAGGCCACAAGCACGCCCUGCUCGGCCACGCCCUAUAGCCACUAUGGCAAUCACACGGCGGACGAGAUGGCCACCUCGGUAUUCUGCAGCAGCAAUGGCGACGGCCAGGAGAGCGAUCUGUUCGACAGCAACUAUCCAGAUCUACUGGACAUUGCCAAGUACGCUGUGGCGCAGGCGGCACAAUCGGGCCACACCUAUGCGCCAGCUGGAGCGGCCCCAACCAACGGCGGCCUCUGCACCCUGCCCCGGAAGCUUAAGCAUAGUGGAAAGUAUUUCCGCAACUCAUCGGACAGCCAGUCGCCACUGCUGGCGGAUAACUCGAGCAAGUACGGCAGCAGCACGCUGGGAGACGGCAGCUUCCUGAACGAGGCCAUGGGCCUGGGCAGGCGCUACUCGGCCGAGUCAAGCUACGCGAACUACGCAAGCACCACAACCUACACGGGUGGUGGCCAGCGUGCCAAUAGCUUCUUGAACCUGGUGCACAGUGGUGGCCACAAAGGUGCCAUGCAUGGGCACCAUUUGGGCCAGAAGCCCAGCCUGCCUUCGUCGCCUGUGCAGCACCAACGCUCACUAAGCAGCGCGGCGACGCCGCUGCUUGACUUCUCGGCGCUGGCGACGCGAGCUUCAGGCGCGGCUAACUCCUCGGUGGCUGCCUACGACUAUCAUGCGGCGCAGCUGGAGCGUUUCUUGGAGGAGUAUCGCAAUCUGCAGGAUCAGCUGUGCAAAAUGAAGGAGACCUGCGACACUAUACGGAAGAAGGAGACGCCACUUCGCGGCGCCAUUGGGCAGUCGGCUGCCCAGCUGGCGGACCCUGUAAUGUACAGCGCGGCGACUGCCUCGCACAGUCCGAAGCCGCCAACAACGACGCUGAAGGCGAAAACAUUGCUGCCCGGCCAACCCCCCGAUCCCCCGCCCUAUUGGCUGCACCGUAACGCCAUGCUGAAGCGCUUGAAUCCGGAUGCCAAUGGCACGGGCAAUGGGCCCACAAGCGCCGCCUCGCCACAACCUGGUCAGGAUAUCUUCAAGAGCUAAUCGAACUUGUGUACAGCCAAGGAAUAAACCAGAAACCAGAAAAACCUUCGGUGCACCGAAGCCUACAUACCCUUGCAGAAGUACCCUCAAAGUUUAACCAUUUGGUUUCCAAUAAAACCUAUUCAUCAUUUUUUUGUUUUUUUAUAUAUGUGAUCUUCGGCUUGUUUCAAAGAACUUGCUUUAGAAAAUUUUAAGGAUGUCUGCUGAGUUGUUUUUCGAAACUUCAGUUUUCGAAGGGUUUGCCCUAUUGAAAGCAAAAUUUGAUUUAUUUUCUAAUAGUAGCCACAGCUUUUCAGAUUAAAAACAUUUUCGAUUUUCUUAUUUUAAUGAACUCUUAGAAUUAAACUCUUAAAGUAACCGAAAAAAAUGUUUGAGCAAUGUUUUAUGGGGAAGAGAGACUCAAACUCAACUUGAUAUACAUAUGUGAUGCCAGUUUGACAAGUUAUUGUUAACACUUUAUUCGUAUAAGCUUUUGUUUUCCAAAUGAUUUGGAUUUUUCAUAGUUCUGCAAGGUAAUGUCUCUCAAUAUGAAAUUUCUCUUAAUUAGGCUUAGGUAGAUGGGGCUGUUAACUGGUUAUAACGCCAGCCCCUCUAUUGUAUUAUAGAACACACACUUUUCCACUCUUUCUACUCGCUACGCAUAUUCAACAGUCACAUCGUAAGUGUAUAGACAAAAGCCCCUAUUUGAAAAUCCUAACCUGAUUGAUAAUUCCAAGACCCAAAGCUCUCGUGUUAGUCAAACUAAAAGUGUUUUUGUACUUUAAGCGAUCUCAUUAAAAACAAAAGAAGUAAUAAUAAUAAUAAAUUAAUUAAAUACAAUAUGUAUUUUCUAAGUGGAAUUGAGUUGGCACUGACUGCAGGCAUUGAUUGAUUGAUUGAUUGAUUGAUGUAUUGUUUGAUUGUUAGACAUUUUAUUAGAGUUUUAAUGAGUUUUUAUGAUAAAUCAAAUCAAAGUUGGAAAUGUGGGCGUAUUUAAGAACGCCAACUCAAUUCAAACGAAAAAAUUGUAAUUAACAAUAAUAACAGCAACAAGAACAAUUUA
Messenger RNA from Drosophila novamexicana, 4079 nucleotides. RefSeq lists its product as uncharacterized. The record is from RefSeq and is a predicted model, not a curated record. Gene Ontology annotation, molecular function: protein binding. Lineage: Eukaryota; Metazoa; Arthropoda; Insecta; Diptera; Drosophilidae. The coding region runs from base 11 to 3037 and encodes 1008 amino acids. The transcript has 2 exons.